CAAACAGGGUCCUACGCUUGAGAGAAUCUUAUGAGCGAUAAUUCGGCUCAGGUGAAACAAUUUUUGCAGGAGAAUUAAAUGUUUUAAAUAAAUAUGAAGAGGAUACUUUGUUGUGUUUUAUUCGCCAUAACAUUUAUUGUUAUUUUAGAAAUAGUAUACGCUAAAAGGGCUGACAAUAAUCCUAUCAAAUGUUACCAGUGUAAUUCAUUUUACGACAAAGGAUGUUCAGACUUUUUUGACAAUAUGACCUAUCCUCUAAGGGCUUGUCCUAUGAAUGCAACGAUGUGUAGGAAAAUUAUCCAAGAAACUUAUUUCGAGGGUCGCUGGGACAUUAGGUACAUCCGGCAAUGCGCCCUACUAGGUGAAGUUGGCACCGACGAGGGUAGAUGGUGUAAGGAAAGAGUUGGAACGUUUAGAGUCAAGGUUAAGUAUUGUCAUUGCGAUAAUAAAGAUGGAUGUAAUGAAGCUUCCAGGAUGAAUUAUAAUAUUUCAAUGCUAGGAAUAUCCUUGUUAUUAAUUAUGAUAUUGACUAGAUUGUUACGUUAA
Molecule: messenger RNA, 546 nt
Organism: Dimorphilus gyrociliatus
Lineage: Eukaryota; Metazoa; Annelida; Polychaeta; Dinophilidae
Source: the annotation of a GenBank genome assembly